This is a messenger RNA of Diuraphis noxia (Russian wheat aphid), 691 nucleotides long. RefSeq lists its product as uncharacterized. Gene Ontology annotation, molecular function: RNA polymerase II cis-regulatory region sequence-specific DNA binding; DNA-binding transcription factor activity, RNA polymerase II-specific. NCBI's taxonomy places the organism in Eukaryota, Metazoa, Arthropoda, Insecta, Hemiptera, Aphididae. Gene Ontology annotation, biological process: regulation of transcription by RNA polymerase II. Gene Ontology annotation, cellular component: nucleus. The record is from RefSeq and is a predicted model, not a curated record.
GACGACCGGGGCGGCAACAACUCGUCGCGCAUAACGUCUGGCUCGGCCGACGGUUCUGCCGCCGGUCCGUUCGGCCACGACAACGCGUACCAGUCGCCGGCGCCACCGCCUCCGUCGUCGUUGCCGCUCAGGAACUACGGAAGUUCGCACGAUCCCGUCACGUCGACACCGUACCCGCCAACAGGUUCGCUGUCAAGCAUCGGCAUGGGCGUCGGGUCCAACCCGCUGGAGUGGACCGGUCAGGUGACGGUGCGCAAGAAGAGAAAACCGUACUCGAAGUUCCAAACGUUGGAGCUGGAGAAGGAGUUUCUGUUCAACGCGUACGUGUCCAAGCAGAAGCGCUGGGAGCUGGCCCGGAACCUGGCGCUGUCCGAACGCCAGGUGAAAAUAUGGUUCCAGAACAGGCGCAUGAAGAACAAGAAGAACAGCCAGCGACAGGCCGUGCAACAGCAACAGCAGCAGCAACAACAGCAACAGCAGCAGUCCAACAACAACAACAGCAACGGCAGCGCCAACGCCAAUCACCAGCACCACAUGCAGGUGAUCGGCGGCCACCACGGCAACGGGCCCAUCAAACACCAUCAGUGACCGUCGCAUUACUCUGGAGCCGCCACCGCCGCCCACCCACCGAUGAACAUGCACCACAUCCAUCAUCAACUACAGCCGCUGCCCCCGCCGCCGCACCACCAUC